UAAAGAUAACAGCUCAACCCAGUAAAGGCAAACAUGAAGUCAAUUAAUUUUGCUUUAUUUUUCACUAUAUUGGCUGUAGUUAGCGCUCAGCCUGGUUAUAAGUACCAAUCGCCGCAAUUGCCACCACCCACCAACCACCAUCAUCAACAUCACCACCACCAUCAAAUCGGUGCACAGCCAGCUGUUCCAAUCUCCCCACCACAACAUAACAACAUUUACUCGCCCAUCCAGUCGCCACCAUUGCAAUCGUUUAACGCGCCGCCACUCUCAACACCACUACCAGCAUCACAGCCAGCAUCAAUUCCAUUGCAGCCCCCAGCCCCAGUACAGGAAAUUCCACUGCCACAAGCACCACCUCAGCUGCCACAACAGCCCUAUGGGCCUCCUCCACAAAACCAACCACUGCCUUCGAUUUCUCAGAGCCAUCACCAACAAAUCGUGCAACAACAAGUCGUACAGCAGCAGCCAGCUCAAUUUGGUGCCGCGCAGCUCAGCCUACCCAUCCAGCAACAGCAACAACAGCCUUUAAGUUUCUCCGCUGGUGGUCAGCAACAACAGCCAUUAAGUUUCUCCUCAGGCGGUCACGGUGGUUUCCCACAGAAUUUCCAAUCAUUCCAGACACGUCCUCAGACUGCCAUCAUCAGCAAAGAUAUUUACAUUCACUCUGCUCCGGAAGAUCAGGAGGAGUCUCUGUUAGGCCAACAGCUGGAGAGUGCACCCAUUCGAAAGAAUUAUCGCAUUGUAUUCAUUAAGGCACCCACUCAUAAUCUCAAAUUGGCUUCGGCUGCACUGAGACAUGCUCAGAAUGCCAACGAAGAGAAGACUGUUAUCUAUGUGUUGUCGAAGAAACCCGACUUGACCGAAGUGCAACAGCAAUUGCAACAGGCUCAAGGUCAGCAGAAAUCACACAAGCCCGAGGUAUACUUCAUCAAAUAUAAGAACCAGGAGGAGGCUCAGCGUGCUCAGCAAGAAAUCCAAGCGCAGUACGAUGCUCUUGGUGGUUCUACACACAUUUCCGAUGAGGGUAUUGCUCCAAUUACCUCUGUAUCAGGCGGUGGUUUGAAUUUGGGCGGCGGUAUUAACCCGCAGCAUUCCUCUUUCGUGCAACAGAAUUUCCAAUCGGCUGUUAAUUAUGAUGGACCUACAAACAAAUACUUGCCCAUCAAAAAGAAGUAA
Messenger RNA from Rhagoletis zephyria (snowberry fruit fly), 1176 nucleotides. It is a transcript of the gene TwdlF, whose product is annotated as TweedleF. Gene Ontology annotation, biological process: chitin-based cuticle development. The record is from RefSeq and is a predicted model, not a curated record. Gene Ontology annotation, cellular component: chitin-based extracellular matrix. Gene Ontology annotation, molecular function: structural constituent of chitin-based larval cuticle. NCBI's taxonomy places the organism in Eukaryota, Metazoa, Arthropoda, Insecta, Diptera, Tephritidae.